This is a messenger RNA of Rubroshorea leprosula, 1821 nucleotides long. NCBI's taxonomy places the organism in Eukaryota, Viridiplantae, Streptophyta, Magnoliopsida, Malvales, Dipterocarpaceae. The record is from the annotation of a GenBank genome assembly.
AGGUGUUGGAGUCGGAGUCGGAGCUCAAACACCGGAAUCAAGUCUUCGACUCUUGAACUGUGAACGGAGGAAGCAAACAAAACUGCUACAGUGACCUCCACAAACAAUAAUAAGCAUUGAAGAAGAUUCAGGGUUCGAGGGAAAGGUUUCGUUUUUUCAAUGGAAGGCGGCAGCUUGGAGCAGACUCUGCAAGAUGGGAAGCUCUACAGGCAGCUCAAUUCCCUCAUCGUUGCUCAUCUUCGCGACAACAAUCUCACCCAGGCUGCAACUGCAGUAGCAGCGGCAACGUUGACACCCUUAAACGUCGAAGCCCCUCCGAAUAAGCUGCUUGAGCUUGUUGCAAAGGGUCUUGCAGUCGAGAAAGACGAGAUUCAAAGAGGGGUUUCUACUUCUACAGUGUUUGACGCUGGCACUUUAGCUUAUGGCUCAGUCCCAGCUUCCCGUGCCACUCGUGUUGAUUUCAGUGCUGUGCAGGAUGCAAAAGGCUCAUCGAAAAGCUUUGGAAAACACGAAACCCGGAAGCUUUCAGAGCACAAGAAUGUUGCUAGGUGUGCAAGGUUUAGUCCUGAUGGAAGAUUUGUUGCCACUGGAAGUGCAGACACAUCAAUUAAACUGUUUGAGGUUUCAAAAGUUAAGCAAAUGAUGCUCCCAGAUGCAAAGGAUGGUCCUGUACGGCCUGUCAUAAGGACCUUUUAUGACCAUAUGCAACCAAUAAAUGAUUUAGAUUUCCACCCACAGAGUACUGUCUUGAUAUCUGGGGCAAAAGAUCGCACAAUAAAAUUCUUUGAUUUUUCUAAAGCUACUGCUAAGAGAGCCUUCAGAGUUAUCCAGGAUACUCACAAUGUGCGAUCUGUAUCAUUCCAUCCUUCUGGAGAUUUCCUUAUAGCUGGAACUGAUCAUCCAAUAGCCCACUUGUAUGAUAUUAAUACCUUCCAAUGUUACCUAUCUGCAAAUCCUCCGGAGAUUGGUGUUAAUGGAGCCAUAAAUCAGGUGAGGUAUUCUUCUACGGGUGGAAUGUAUGUAACAGCAUCUAAAGAUGGUGCUAUUCGGGUAUGGGAUGGAGUUACUUCCAGUUGUGUGCGCUCAAUAGUGGGUGCACAUGGAAUGGCCGAGGCCACAAGUGCAAGUUUUACAAAGGAUCAAAGGUUUGUUCUCUCCUGUGGGAAGGAUUCUACCGUGAAGCUUUGGGAGAUUGGCACUGGAAGAUUGGUCAAACAAUAUAUUGGAGCUACUCAUACACAACUGCGGUGUCAGGCUGUUUUUAAUGAUACUGAAGAAUUUGUACUAUCCAUAGAUGAAUCAAGCAAUGAGAUUGUUAUUUGGGAUGCUUUAACUGCAGAAAAGGUGGCAAAAUGGUCUUCCAACCAUGAUGGUCCACCCCGGUGGAUUGAGCACUCAUCAACAGAGGCUGCCUUCAUAUCAUGUGGAACUGAUCGAUCUGUCCGGUUCUGGAAGGAAGUUCUGUAAGCAGAUGGUAUGACAGUCAACAUAUUUCGUGGACUGGACAAGUAUGGGAUCGAGUGGCCAUGCUGACAUGGUAAUGCAGAAUUCUUGAAUGCUCAGCAGACCAGCUAGAAUUUGUUUUGGAGUCUCAGGAGGCAAAUUUUCAUUAUAUGUCCCCCAAGGUGCAUUCAAUCGCACAUAAUAUCUAGUUUCCAAGAAAUUAGUUGUCUUUUUGACUAAACUCUCCUAUAAAAGGAAAAUGGGGGAAUGUUUGGAUGACAGGCUUUCCUUACAAAGGAAUUUCUAUGUUUAUAUGAAGAGUAAGAUAUUGUUUUUCAUGCUUUGCCACAAUAUGAGGAGUAAAUAUUAUUUACAUUC